UUAUCUCGGAAACCCUAGUCCUAUAAAAGUUAUCCUUUUCCUUUCAAACUCUAGUUCCUGAAUCCCACACGAAAUCGCCGACGAUGCAGAUCUUCGUGAAAACCCUAACGGGUAAGACGAUCACGUUGGAGGUAGAGUCCUCUGACACGAUCGACAAUGUGAAAGCAAAGAUCCAGGACAAGGAGGGCAUCCCACCAGACCAACAACGUCUCAUCUUCGCCGGAAAGCAGCUCGAGGACGGCAGAACCCUAGCCGACUACAACAUCCAGAAGGAGUCAACUCUUCACCUUGUCCUCCGCCUCCGUGGUGGCGCAAAGAAGCGUAAGAAGAAGACCUACACCAAGCCAAAGAAGAUCAAGCACAAGCACAAGAAGGUGAAGUUGAGCGUUUUGCAGUUCUACAAGGUCGAUGAUUCAGGGAAGGUGCAGCGGUUGAGGAAAGAGUGCCCUAAUGCUGAGUGCGGAGCUGGAACGUUUAUGGCGAACCAUUUCGAUAGGCACUACUGUGGUAAGUGUGGACUUACCUAUGUUUACCAAAAGGCUUGAGUUUUAUUCAAUUAGAUAAGUAUCGAUCUUUCUUUUACAUGUUAUGUAUUUCUGUAGUUGAUCUGUUUCUAACCUUGAUUUUGGAGGUUUGUUUUUGAAUUCAGCAUCUUGAAUGCUUUACAUUUUGGGUUA
Molecule: messenger RNA, 677 nt
Organism: Lactuca sativa (garden lettuce)
Lineage: Eukaryota; Viridiplantae; Streptophyta; Magnoliopsida; Asterales; Asteraceae
Product: ubiquitin-ribosomal protein eS31 fusion protein
Biological process (GO): translation
Cellular component (GO): ribosome
Molecular function (GO): structural constituent of ribosome; protein binding
Source: RefSeq, a predicted model, not a curated record